Carcharodon carcharias (great white shark) is the source of this 8746-nucleotide messenger RNA. RefSeq names its product target of Nesh-SH3-like. Gene Ontology annotation, molecular function: protein binding. Lineage: Eukaryota; Metazoa; Chordata; Chondrichthyes; Lamniformes; Lamnidae. The transcript is spliced from 57 exons. The record is from RefSeq and is a predicted model, not a curated record. Gene Ontology annotation, biological process: positive regulation of cell-substrate adhesion; extracellular matrix organization. Bases 332 to 6328 code for a protein of 1998 amino acids.
AGAAUGUCACUCCAAGGAGGAGUUUUGUUUCGACACAGUGCAAGUUUUAGAUCGAUUUUUUAGAAAUGUAAUCACUUCAAAAUGAAUUAGUUUCUCUCGAUUAGCAGGAAUUAUCAAAACCUAUUACAGCAGGGGGUUGGCAACAAGAACUUGACUUUUACGACUGUCGAAAGGUUGCCAAUUUCUUUCCACAGCUUUGUGUGUGUGACUGCUGACGACGCGGGCUCUCCUCCCACCAGAGCUGAUGGUGCCUUACUUUUAAGUUUCAGGCUCAUUGCUGAUCCAGAUCUCUAAAAGGAAGCUUCACUUAAUCCAGCUCAUUCGCGUUAAAAUGACUGUCAAACUUCUUUUCGUCAUCUUCGGUGGGAUUGUUCUAACCUUGGUGGAUAAUGCAAGGAUUUUGCCAAGAGUUAAAAGGCAAAGCUUAAAAGUGCGGAUUACUGCUAAGGAUGACAGUAUUGUAUUGCAGUACCUUAGCUCCAGCCCUGCCAUCAAACUUCAAGGUUACGUUCUUGGAUAUGGCGGUCGACACUCCAAGCAGAACAUCACAUUGCCUGACAAUGGAGAUCCACUUGAGGUUGAUGUUGAGUUCAACCCCAAAUAUCUCAUAGCAGUUCAUCCAGUGGCUGAGCAGAGCAAAGCAACCUUGAAGAAAAAGUGCAAAGGGAACCUGGAUCUCCACAAGCCUCCGCAGAUAACGAUAGCUACUCGAACCUCUACAUCUGUGUUUCUCACGUGGACGAACAGUUUUAAAGGAAAAGUUUAUAAGCAUAUUGACAAUGAAUGUGCAGAUGAAAGGCAUUAUACUGUUCGAUAUCGAGAAAAAGAAAGAAACAAGAAAUGGCUGUACCAAUGCUGCCCAACGAGUGAAACGAUGAUAGAUAACCUUAAACCAAAUACUGUUUAUGAAUUUGGGGUGCGAGUUACCAAAGCAAAGGAAGAGGGUGUCUGGAGCAAGCCCGCCAACUACGUUACCACUGUGACUCCUUCACCGACAAGCACCGAAAAUGACCAAAGUCAAAAGACGUCAAAGACUUUUGCCAUAAACUUCAACAGUGGAAAUCCCAAGAACUCAGAGAAACCUAAGCAACCAGGAAAAACUAAUAUUAUAGGAUUAAAAGGCCAAAAAGGUUUAGCUGCAUCCAAUCCAGCACGCAAUGGAACGAAUUUGAUACAACUUUUACCCAGAACGCCGAAUGUUAAUACGCACGUGGUCUUAGGUGGUCAGUCAGCUUCCGAUAGUGCAGAUGCCCGUUCUGGUAGCAGCUCAUCACCGAAACCUAUCAUUCCAAGUAAACCAGAACAAACUCAUGAUCAGUUGCAUGGCAAGGAAGACAUAAAUAAAUUCAAAGAUAAAGAGACUUCAAAUACAGUCACGAAACCAUCGUUGAAAAAUAUCAAGAUCAAAAAAUCAAAACCGAAAUCAGAAAUGAAACCAUUAACAACAAAAGAAUCCAAGCUGCCAUCCUCAGUCAGCCCAUCCUUCCCAUCGAAACCUGUGCCUAAAUCUGAUCCAGCAGAAAUUCAGAUACCAGUUUUCCUCACUCCAAGCACACCUUCUGAACUUGAAACCAUGGAUAAGCAGCAACCCACAGAACCUGAGACAACACCUUCUACUUCUUUGCCAUUCGGUACAUUAUUUACUACUUCUGGCCAUACUGCUGUGGACAAGCAGCAUCUCCCAGGCACAGCGGCUGCUUUAGAUGCCAUGGAAACCCAGAAGUUUUCAGAACCUGAGAUACCAUCUUCCAGCAGUGGACCUUUCCAUCCAACUUCUGAACCUGAUGCCGUGGAUAAUCAGGAAUUCACAGAAUCUGAGAUACGAUCCUUCAGCACCUCAUCUGCCAAUUCAAUUCCUGAACCUGUUGCCUCUGGCAAGCAGAUAUUCACAGAACCUGAGGUUUCUUCCAGUACUAGUUCAUUUUCGUCCAGUUCAGACUUGGCUUCCAAACUUGAUGUCAUGGACAAGGAACAGUUCACAGCGCGCGAGGAAUCAUCCUCCAAAGCCUCAUAUUCACACACAACUUCUGAACCAGAUACUAUGGAUAACCAACAAUUUACAGAACCUGAGAUUCAGCCCACUGCCGAUUCAUUUCUUACCACAUCAAAUAAAAUUUAUGAAUUUGAUUCUACACAAAAGAAGCAGAUUUCAGUUCCAGAAUUUGACGUACCAUUCUCCAGCAGUUCACCUGUUAGCACUUUAAAAACAUCUAAACUUCAUGCCUUGGACCCAAAGCAAUCCAAAGAGUUUAAGAUACCUUCCUCCAAAAGUUCAUUUAUCUUCACUUCUGAACUUAACGUUGUGGACAACCAGAAAUUCACAGAACCCGAGGUAUCAUCCUCCACCACCAGUAAACUUUUCAUCACUCCAAAUCCAAUUGCUGAUGUUGAUGUCAAGGGCCAGCAGCCAUUCACAGACAAUGAGCUGCCGGCCACUGAUGUUUCAAAUGUAUUCAGUCCACCCUUUCCUUCUGAACAUGAUAGCACAACAGUGAAAGAAUUCACAGAUGAGAAGCUACUAGACUCUGACAAUCCAAACAUGCUUAAUCUAAUCCCUGUAUCCAAAUUGUAUCCAAACAUUGGAAAGAAAGAAAUUACAGACCAUGAGCUGCCAGAACCUGACUCUGCAACACGAGUGCCUGAUAUUGGUAACAUGGAAGAGGAGGAAUUCACAGACUAUGAGCUGUCGGUCUCUGACAUUCCUUAUGUGCUCAGUCCAAUUCCAGUACCUGAGCUUCCUAAAGUAGGAAAAAAGGAAUUCACAGCAGACCAUCAAGUGCCAACUCCUGACACUCGUAAUGUGUUUACUUCAAUCUCAGACUAUGAACUGCCAGUCACUGACUCUCCAUAUGUGUUCAAACCAAUCCCAGAUUCUGAACCUGUUAAGAUAAGAGAGAAAGAGGUUACAGCAGACAAUGAGGUGCCAACCUCUGACACUCGUGAUGUGUUCAGUUCAAUCUCAGACAAUGAGCUGCCAGUCACUGACUCUCCAUAUGUGUUCAAACCAAUCCCAGACUCUGAACCUGCUAAAAUAGGAAAAGAUGAAUUGACAGACCCUGAGGUGCCAACCUCUGACACUCAUAAUGUGUUCAGUUCACUCUCAGACUAUGAGCUGCCAGUUACUGGCUCUCCAUAUGUGUUCAGUCCAAUCCCAGAUUCUGAGCCUGCUAACAUAGGAGAAAAGGAAGUUGCAGAGCUGCCAACCUCUGACACUCGUAAUGUGUUCAGUUCAAUCUCAGACAAUGAACUGCCAAUCACUGACUCUCCAUAUGUAUUCAGUCCGAUGCCAGAUUCUGAACCUGCUAAGAUAGGAGAGGAUGAAUUUACAGCAGACCAUCAAGUGCCAACUCCUUACACUCGUAAUGUGUUCAGUUCAAUCUCAGACUUUGAACUGCCAGUCACUGACUCUCCAUAUGUGUUCAAACCAAUCCCAGAUUCUGAACCUGUUAAAAUAAGAGAGAAAGAGGUUACAGCAGACCAUGAGGUGCCAACCUCUGACACUCGUGACGUGUUCAGUUCAAUCUCAGACAAUGAGCUGCCAGUCACUGACUCUCCAUAUGUGUUCAAACCAAUCCCAGACUCUGAACCUGCUAAAAUAGGAAAAGAUGAAUUGACAGACUAUGAGGUGCCAACUCCUGACACUCGUAAUGUGUUCAGUUUACUCUCAGAAUAUGAGCUGCCGGUCACUGACACCCCUAAUGUGUUCAGUUCAAAACCACAAUCUGAACCUGCAAAGAUAGGAGAGAAAGAAGUUGCAGCCCCAGCAGACCAUGAGGUGUCAACCCCAGAAACUCACAAUGUGUUCAGUUUAAUCUCAGACCCUGAGCUGCCAGUCACUGAAUCUCCUCAUGUGUUCAGUCCAAUCCCAGAAUCUGAACUUGCUAAGAUAAAAGAGACUGAAAUUGCAGCAAACCAUGAGGUGCCAACGUCUGACACUCGUAAUGUGUUCAGUUUCAUCUCAGGCAAUGAGCUGCCGGUCACUGAUACUCCUAAUGUGUUCAGUCCAAUCCCCGAUUCUGAACCUGCUAACAUAGGAGAGAAAGACAUUACAGACCAUGAGGUGCCAACCCCUGACACUCCUAAUGUGUUCAGUUUAAUCUCAGAAUAUGAUCUGCAGGUCUCUGACACCCCUAAUGUGUUCAGUCCAGUCCUAGAAUCUGAACCUGCAAAGAUAGGAGAGAAAGAAGCUGCAGCAGACCAUGAGGUGCCAACCUCUGACACUCCUAAUGUGUCCGCUUUACUCUCAGACUAUGAGCUGCUGGUCACUGACCCUCCAAGUUUGUUCAGCCCAAUCCCAGAAACUGAACCUUCUAAGAUAGGAAAGGAUGAAGUUACAGACCAUGUGGUGCCUGUCACUGACACCCUUAAUGUGUUCAGUCCAAUCACAGAACCUGAACCUGCUAACAUAGGAAAGAAAGAAGUUACAGACCAUGAGGUGCCAACCUCUGCCACUCCUAACUUGUUCAGUUCAAUCUCAAACUAUGAGCUGUCCGUCACUGACUCUCCAUUUGUGUUCAAACCAAUCCCAGAUUCUGAACCUGCUAAAAUAGGAGAGAAUAAAAUUACAGAUUAUGAGGUGCCAACCUCUGACACUCGUAACGUGUUCAGUUUAAUCUCAGGCUAUGAGCUGCCGCUCACUGACACCCCUCAUGUGUUCAGUCCGAUCCUAGAAUCUGAACCUGCUCAGAUAAGAGAGAAAGAAGUUACAGCAGACCAUGAGGUGCCAACCUCUGACACUCCUAAUGUGUUCAGUUCAAUCUCAGAAUAUCAGCUGCCGGUCACUGACACCCCUAAUGUAUUCAAACCAACCCCAGAAUCCAAACCUGCUAAGAUAGGAGCGAAAGAAGACUAUGAGGUCUCAACAUCUGACACUGCAAUUGUGUCAAAUCCAACCCCUGUAUAUGAGACAAGAGAGAAAGAAUUAACAGAUCAUAAGCUUCCAGCCUCUGACAUUUCACAUAUGUUCAUUCCAACCUCUGUAUCUGAGCUUGACCAUAUAGAGGACAAGGAAUUCACAGCCCAUAAGCCGACAAAGUCUGAUACUUCCCCCAAGUUCAGGUCAACUCCAAUAUCUGAACUCGGUAGCAAAGAAGAUGAGAAGUUCACAGAGCUUAAACUGCCAACCUCUGGCACUCCAUAUAUGUUCAAUCAAAGCCAACAACCUGCAUUUGAUAACAUAGAGGACAAGAAUUUGACAGACCAUGGGUUUCCAACCUCUGAAACUCCACAUGUGCGCAAUACAAGCCCUGUUCAGCCUCAAUUUGGUAGCACUGGGAAAAAGGAUAUCUCAGAAUCUGAUCCUCUGUCAGAUAGUUCCUCCAUCAUCUCAAAAUCAGUGCCUAAACCUGAUACCAAGCAGAAGCAGAUGUUUACAGAACCUGAGACACAAUCACCUGGUAGUCAGUUAUUCUCCACUGUUCCUGGCAGUACUCAUGAAAGUUCGUCUGUCUUCAGAUCAACCCCAGUAUCUAAUAUUGAUGGCCAGGGGCAAGAAAGAUUUAGAGGUUCUUAUGUGAAAUAUAUGACAAAGCCAAACAUGCCCUGUUCUAUUACUGAAUCAUUGAAACAUUUUCCUGAAGAAAACAUUACAAAUAUAAAAGCCUUAUCUGCUCCUCGAUAUGGACCAUCAAACCUGACACUUGUGACUGUUGAAGGCUGCCCUACCUUCCUCAUAGUAGACUGGGAGAAGAACGAAAAUGACACCGCCAGUGAGUAUGAAGUUCUUUCAAAAAUGACAGGAUCAGACAACAAAACAGAAGAACUUCUUACUGUCACCAAUCAAACACAUACUGCCGUGGAAAACCUAAAACCAAAUACAAGCUACACAUUCUUAGUGACACCCACAAACAUACAUGGCAGAGGUCCAUCCAGUGACUCUCUUUCUUUUGUUACGGAAUCAGCGGAUCCCAGCGUAAGUGAAUAUAUACCAGGGAAGGAUGCCAUCUGGACUCAAUACUCCUUCAAAUUUGAUUCAUAUUCUGAAUGUCAAGGCAAGCGGUUUGUCAAACGAACCCGGUACAGGAAAUUUGUUGGCAUCAUUCUGUGUAACUCGCUGAGAUACAAGAUUUAUCUCAGUAAUUCCCUCUCAGGAAUUUUCUACAACAUAGGAGAUUUAUCUGGGCAUGGGGAGGAUCACUGUCAGUUUGUGGACUCAUUCCUGGAUGGCAGAACAGGAGAACAUCUCCUCUCUGAACAAUUGCCAAUCAGACAAGGUUUUUAUCGAAGUGUUCGCCAGGAGCCGGUUAUGUUUGGCACAAUAGGUGGACGAACACAUAUCAAUUACGUCCAUUGGUACGAGUGCGGUAUAGCCAUACCUGGACAAUGGUGAAUCCAACAACUACCAUACAAGAAACCAAGAAGCAGCAGCAAAAACCAAAGGAACUGAAUUAUAAUAUUCCAUCAAUAUUGUUCCUUAUAUUCAAUGUAAGAUUCAAAUAGACCAUGUAAUGUACAGAAUGUUAUUUUUUAAGAAGCCAUAUAGAAAUCUUUAUAUAAUGUGGUACAGGGUGAAUUGCACCCAUUCCAAGGCACAUAAUUGUAUUAAUUCCACAACCUAAAUGGCUUUAGAACAAUGUGAUCACCAAGCUGGGCAGUAAAUAGCAAUAUUAACAAAGCGAUCCAGCAAUUUUCUGACCUGCUCUCACUUAUUUUUGUCAUCUUGACUUGUUAUUAAAGAAAAAGUGCUGCUUCCAGAAGUUGCAGUAGUGGCCAUUUGAAAAUUGAUGUAAACAUCCAAAUAUAUAAAAAUAAAUUAAUGCUCACUACACAUCAAGUGUGCUGUAAAUAAAUAAUAGCACUGCCUGGGAUUUUGUAAUCUUUAACAAGUUUGUCUUUGGACAUGACCCUGGUCAAGAAGUCCUAUAAAAUUUGUUUUAUUUAUCAAAACAAACAUCCUAAUUUUUUUUUGAAAACACAGGUUUUGAUAUUGGGAAGCUGGCUCCCUAUGCCCUCAGUUCUGAAUAUAAUAGUUUAAAUGUUAUUUAUCAGGAAUGUAUUUAAAAACACAGAACAUAAAUUGUAACUUCUAUUCACAAAGUAUAGAAGGGUUUUUUAUUUAGAUUUGCUGAACAAAUGAGCUUCAGCAGCAGAAUGGAGAAACUUCUCUCAUUGGGUACCCUUAGCAGUCUGUAAUAUUACAAAUUGUACCCAAAAUAAUGUGUAGUGUAACUACUUCAUAUGCUUUGGUUUUGUUCAAAAAUGUACUUAAGGCAGUGAGGUACCCAUGGACAUAAACCUCUUGGUUCUGCUUGUUAAGCUGAUCAUACAUUACUUUAUUCAGUACUGAACAAAACUAAAUAUUUACAACCAAGAUAUUUUAACACAUUCAAGAUUUGUAAAAUGUCAAUUUCUUUUUGGUUAGUGCAUGUAAAUAUCCAUGUUAUGGUGAGCAUACCAGACCAUACAUCUACAAAUGCCCUUACAAACAGUCUUACAAAAACACCCAUCAACAAUAGUACCCACAUAGAGAUGGUCAACUAAGAAACAUCCACACUUGUCCACUUAAGGACGAUUAUAUUUGUUGCUCUUGCAAUUUAUUUGCUAUUUCUGGAGAUUUUAUUGCCUCAUUCUUACCACAAGUGAAUAGUGGAAGUUAAAUAAUGCUAAUAUACACAAUUUCCUCUGAGGGGUAUUGCUAAUAUGAGUUUAGUUCUACAUACAUGGCUACAGUUAGUAUUUAGAUGGUUGGCAGCUUUGCUGGAGCAGUUUUUGAUAAGUUUCACAAGCCUUCCUUAUCUGCACAUGUUCAUAUAAAGGCACUCAGCCACCAAAUAUCUGUGCAUGCCCAGAUAGGACACUAAUUUCCAUGCAACAAAUUGGAGACAGUAACUCACCAGUGUCAGCACAAGCGGAGAUACUUCUCUGCCAAAUGUCUGUACACCUGAAUUAAAAUGCUUAGUCACUAUCAUUCUGCACACUUCCAUAUUGCACAUAUAUCCAUGCAGGUGACAAAAAUGUUUGGCUACCAAAUGUGUGUGUAUGUAGAUGUUCAUCUAACAAGUGCUAAACUGAGCAUGAUUGAAAUGUCAUAAUACACAAAAUCUCACAUGCCCCUACAGAAAUGCACAACCAACAAAUAUCUGUUCAUAGUGGUAGAGAGACAAAGAAGCACCUGCCUGUACCAGCAUACACGUUGCCAAACAUUGGCCAUGCCUACGUACAGAAGCUGGGCUAAUAUAUCUAACUAAAUUUAUGCAGAAACACUCAUCUCCCAAGCAUUGAUCCAGGUCCAUACAGAAAUCACAUAAGAACUCAGCGAGCAGUCAUCCAGAAAUGGGCAUGCUCAACUAUCAAAUCCUCAUAUCCUCUCUUCAGAUAAGGACACUGGAGCACCAUUCUUAGGUAUUCAGUUGCCAAUCUCUGCUCAUUUUACAGAGCUGCUGAAAACAUCUAGACUGAAAUAUGCAAUCAAAUCACCACCCACACAAGAGGUGCUCAGCUACCAAAUGCUCGCAGACAUUUAGCUUUGUUGGCCUUGCAAUUUAUUCCGUAUUUGUGGAAGUUAUUGCCUCAUAUUCUUACCACAAAUGGAUAUUAUAGAUUACGUAAUGCAUACUAAUAUAUACAAUUUUUUCUCCCAUGUGACAUUGCUAGUAACGAGUUUAGUUCUGAAAACAUGGCUGCAAGUUAGUAUUUAGAUUGUCAGCAGCUUUUCUUGAGCAGAGUUUUUGAUAAAUUUUGCAAGGCUGCCUAUAGCAGUCAUUUAUGCUGUCAUACUCUUGAGAAUAAAGAUGUAAUUAAAACAAAA